Myxocyprinus asiaticus (Chinese sucker) is the source of this 2655-nucleotide messenger RNA. RefSeq names its product tetratricopeptide repeat domain 12 (gene ttc12). The coding region runs from base 24 to 2078 and encodes 684 amino acids. Gene Ontology annotation, molecular function: protein binding. The record is from RefSeq and is a predicted model, not a curated record. Lineage: Eukaryota; Metazoa; Chordata; Actinopteri; Cypriniformes; Catostomidae. The transcript has 21 exons.
CAAGACUUCCUCGUUUUGCAAACAUGACUUUGCAAGAAAGCGACGAUUUCGAAAGGUUUUUGAGUAAUGUAGACCAGAUAAGUGAACUGGUAAAAGAGUUAAAUUCCAGCGAUGUGUCAUGCCAAGAGAAAGCUGUUGAGAAAACAGACCAAUUUAUUGCAUCCCUGGAGCGGGAGAAACCAUGUCAAACCAAAAUCAAUAAGACAAUUAUAAACGCAUAUCCCUCAUCUGAAAAUAGGCCACUGUAUGUCCAGUGUAUAUCAAGCCAAAAUCCAGAGAGUUUCAUGAGGAUAUUAGAAAAAGAUGCAGAGGAGAGAAGACAGAGGAGAGAGAUGAAGGUGGAAAAGGCCAAUUCACUGAGGGAGAAAGGGAAUGAGGCUUUCACUCAAGGUGACUAUGAAACGGCUGUCAAGUUUUAUACAGAAGGGCUGGACCAGCUGCGUGACAUGCAGACACUCUACACAAACAGAGCUCAGGCCUUUAUUAAGCUGAAGAGAUAUAAGGAGGCCAUAAGUGACUGUGAGUGGGCUCUGAGGUGCAAUGAGAAGUGUAUUAAAGCGUAUAUACACAUGGGGAAAUCAUACCUAGCACUCAGAAAUUUCCCAGAGUCCAGAAUGUGCUAUCAAAAGAUUUUGGAGAUAGAGCCACAACAGGAUAGCAUGGUCAAAGCUUAUCUGACCCAAGUGGAUUUGGAAGAAAAGGUGGCUCUCCAGGAAAAGGCAGCAUGGAAAGAGCUACAGGAGGGAACUGAGCAGGCCACAGCGAUACCAGAGCUGCUGAAAAAGCUUGACAGACCAAAUGAAAUCAAUCUAUACUACUUUGGGGGAGUGGAGCUGCUCACACAGGCUAUUAAAAACUGUACUGGGCAGACGUUAUUCAGAUUAAACAAUGGCUUCAGUAUCAUUAAUGGCAAUAACAUUGUAAGAAGCUGUCUCUCACAGAAUUUUAAAGAUCCAUGUGCAGUGGAUCUAUGCGUGUCUGUCCUGAGACUAUGGAGGGCAGUUUGCAGUGGAAAUGAGCAGAACCAGCAGCUGUUGAUUGAGUGUCCCAAUGCUAGAGAGUACAUUGUCCAAAUGUUGGCAUCACCAGUACUUGAAAUACACAGGGAAUGCCUGGAAUUGCUCAGCAUGUACUCACAUACUCAGGAUGGAAGAGACCUGCUUCUAGACAACCUGAAUUUAUACCAAAUGGCAGAGAACCUGAUGGGCUGCGUCUGCCAUGAUACGAGCUUUGCCUCUGCGCUGACAGUUCUGGAGAACUUGACUGCAGAAAAUAAAUUUAAGAUUCAAUCAAGGGAGAAUUUCACAGCAGUUUUUGCCCUUCCUUUUGAGCAUCUUCUGUCAAACAUUGUGACAGCCAACCCCAAGAUACUAGCUUCCUUAAUUUCUGUGAUUGGGUGCAUGGCUCUGGAUGAUGUCAUUGGAAAGAAAAUGGCAAGCCGUGAAGAAUUUUGGAGAUGCUCUCUCCAAGCUAUGGAGCAGUGCAGUGGCUGUGAAUGUAGAAGUGUCCUUUAUCCCCUCUUGGGUCUGAUGAUCAACUUAGGCUCAAAUCCCUCUCAAGUUGUACAGAAACAUGCUGUUCUGACCAGCAGCAGGUGCCUGGGCUUGCUGAGUGAUCCCCAUGGAGGCAUCAUCACAAGAGCUGCAGGUUUGCUAAGUGUCCUCCUUCCGGAGUCUCUUUCUGCCACUCAAGAAGUCGUGGAGAAAGGAAUAGUGAAGAGACUGCUGAAGAUUCUGAAGGGAGGAGGAGAGAUGAGCUCCAGAUACUCCAUUAAAGCCCUGACAGUGUGCACUGCCUCUAUCCCACCAGCCUGUGAGGAGAUGGUUAAGCUUGACAAGAGUCUGCGCACUUUGAGAAAACUUCUGGGCAGUACUGAUGAGGUGGUGGUGGGGAAUGCAGCUCUGUGUAUGGGGCAUUGCUUAGGAGUGGAUGGAGCUGCCACUAGCCUCCUUGACACAGACUGUGUAUUGCUGCUGCUACGCCAUGCUGCCAGCAACACCAAGAGAGCAGCCGUUCAGCAGAAUGCUGCCAUCACCCUUGGGAAGCUAUGCAAAAAAGAGCCCAGAUCUGCAGUAUAAAGACUUUGGGGUCAUUCAGACAGAAUGCGUCCUUGUACAGCACCAUGGAUAGAGCAGAACGCAAGUUUCUCAAAGCAGAUUUUUCUUAAAAGUCAUUUUAACUUGACACUGCACCUGAAAAACGCGGUGCUCCUACACGAGACACUGAAAAACAGCGUAACGUGGCACAACUGCAAAAGACGCAUGUCUAGCGCAUAAUAACAUUAAAAAACUGUUGACACUUCAACUUUUAAAAAUACAUCUUGAGACAACUGCAUUCUGCUUUAUUCGUUGCAAGGCCUCUAGCUUUUUUUUAAAGCAAGCACGGAUUCAGUCUGAAUGGCCCCUAAAACUAAAUGAUGAUCACUGGGAAAACUAAAAUGUUUAGAAAAUGCUAUGACCCUUUUAAACCAAUAUGAUUCAGAUAUAAACAUUCAUUUAGGAGUAUUUGCAAUGUGCUUGCAUUAUCACAGUUCAAUAAAAUUCUGUAAAACUGUAAAAUUCAUAAUAUUGCUCUUUAUUUUACAGCUGUUAUCAAGUAUGCUUACGGAUGUGACAGUCAUUUGUUUUUAAUUUAUGAAGGUGCUUUCUCUGUGUC